This is a messenger RNA of Cicer arietinum (chickpea), 1984 nucleotides long. RefSeq names its product plant intracellular Ras-group-related LRR protein 5-like. Gene Ontology annotation, molecular function: protein binding. The record is from RefSeq and is a predicted model, not a curated record. Gene Ontology annotation, cellular component: plasma membrane. Lineage: Eukaryota; Viridiplantae; Streptophyta; Magnoliopsida; Fabales; Fabaceae.
CCCAAAGUUUGUGACGAUAGAAGAUUUUCUCUUGUUUAUCUCUCCCAACACUGUUUCAUUCUUGAACUAUUUAUGAGUAGCACUAGCUAGCACUCAAUACAAUACAACAACAACAACAACAAAAAAACAUACCCAAAAAUCACACAUAACCACUCCAAACUCCUCCAGCUUCCACCAUAGCAUGAGUAAUGGCCACUACACCUUAUCCACAACCACCUUCACGUGGCUUUCUAAACACAAUACAAGAAAUCACCAAAAUCUAUACCUCACUACCACCUAGACCUUCCAUACAAGAAGUAGAAGCUGCCACGUCAACACUUGAUACUCUUAACAACUUGGAACAAACCAAACUCCAAGAAAUAUCAACUCAAAAACCACCACAUGAUGUUCCUCAUGACCUUUUCUCUGUUCUUCAACAACUCAAGAACACCAUGGUACACUUUCAAACUCAUCAACAGAGGAAAGAAGCACUUCACCUUCUUCAACUUGAAAACAUGUUUCAAACCUUUGGUGAUCUCAUUCUUAAAGCUUCUCAAUUUGUUUCUCCUGCUGAGGAUAUGCACAAAAAGAAACUUCCAACUUUAAUAGAAGAUGUGGUUAACUAUGAAAAGGAGGAAGAGGAAGAACCACAAAAGAGUGAUUUUGUUGGUGAAAAGGGUUCCUUAGUACACAAGCCAUUUUUGUCAACAGGAGAUGGAAACACUGAGAAAUUGAGUCUAAUGAAAGUGGCUACUGUAAUUGAAAAUUGUGCAAUCAAUAAAACCACAAUCCUUGAACUUAGAGGGAAAUUAGUGGAUCAAAUGGAAUGGUUACCUCUAUCAAUUGGAAAAUUAUAUGAUAUCACUCAAAUAGACCUAUCUGAAAACAGAAUCAUGGCUCUUCCAACAACAAUUGGGGGUCUAAAAGCUUUAACAAAGCUUGAUCUUCAUUCAAACCAACUCAUAAACCUUCCAAACUCAUUUGGUGAAUUAAUUAACCUUAUUGAACUUGACCUUCAUGCCAAUAGAUUAAGAUCACUUCCUUCCACUUUUGGAAAUUUGACAAAUCUCAUUGAUCUUGACUUGAGUACUAAUGAUUUCACACAAUUACCUGAGACAAUUGGAAGUUUAAGUAGUUUAAAGAGAUUAAAUGUUGAGACCAAUGAGCUUGAGGAACUACCUUUUACAAUUGGAAAUUGUUCUUCACUAAGUGUGCUUAAGCUUAAUUUCAAUCAGCUUAAAGCACUUCCUGAGGCAAUUGGGAAACUUGAAUGUUUGGAGAUUCUUACUUUGCACUAUAAUAGAAUCAAGAGGUUGCCUACAACAAUUGGUGGUCUAAGUAAUUUGAAGGAACUUGAUGUUAGUUUUAACGAACUUGAAUUUGUACCGGAAAACUUGUGUUUCGUUGUUAGUUUGAAGAAACUAAACUUGGGAAAGAACUUUGCUGACUUAAGAGCCUUGCCACUUUCGAUCGGAAAUCUUGAAAUGCUUGAGGAGUUGGAUAUAAGUGAUGAUCAAAUAAUAGCUUUGCCAGAGUCUUUUAGAUUUUUGUCCAAGUUGAGAGUUUUUCGGGCCGAUGAGACUCCUCUUCAGGUACCACCAAAAGAAAUUGUUAAGUUGGGUGCUCAGGAAGUUGUGAAGUAUAUGGCUGAUUAUGUCACCAAUAGGGAUGCAAAGCUUUUGCCGUUAAAGAAGAAAAAGAAGGGAUUUUGGGUGUGGUUUUGUUCCAUAUUUUGUACUCAACAUAAAUGAUGUUUCAAAAAAACCAUGUCGUUAAUUCUUGUUUCCUUAAAUUACAUUUCAUCUAUUGCAUAUGUUUGGAACACCUUGAUGUUCAUUGGAAAUAGUUAUCUCUAGGCAAGUUUUGGGUUUGCCUUAUAAAUGAGUGAUUGUGACAUUUGAUUUUAUGUUACUAAUUAUGUGCACAUAAGGUGAGUGUUUGUAACUUUUGAUUUUCGGUUGCUUUUGUCAUUUGCAAAUAAAAUGAUUAUAUGGUUGAUAUUGUA